UUGUCCAGCCCCGGCUCCCCUCCCUCGUCAACAAAAUAAAUACUGAACCCGAGGAGUUUGGGCCGUUACUACAGCAGCAGCGGCUGCAGGAAGAGGAGGGACUAGCGGGGCUGCGGCAGACGGGCUUUGGCACUGGGGCCGCCGUCGGAAAAGCUGCUUCACGGCCGCUUCCACCCUGCCCCCUUCGGCGGCUGCCGCGCAGUUCUCGCCGCGUCCCGUAAACAGCCCACAGGGGGAGGGGGAGCGAAGUGCGCGGCCGAGCGAAGGCGCCUCCUCAGCUGUCAUGUCUCAGCCUACGAAAGGCAAAAAGUCUUCCAAAGGGAGCAGGACGCAUGGUGAUAAACAUGGAGGUGGAGCAUCUGGAGAUAAAAAAGCUACAGAAGCAGCAGAGAAGAAGCCUACAAGUACUGGCAUCACUGAACCUCUCAAAACACACACAAGUGGAACACCUUCCAUCAGUAAGACCAAGCCGUCUUCUACUGCAGCAACAAAGGCACCUGCCAUGAAGCCUUCUGAAACAAAGGCUUCUUCAAGCCAUCAACAGACCAGUGGAUUGGAAUCCCACAAAAGGAAAAGAAACAAGAAGCAGUCAAAAGCGAAAACAGAACCUGAAAAGGCAGCACAGUUAAGCAAGCCACCAGAUUCUCAGACAAAACAUCCAUCAGAAGAGAAGCAGAAAGACCCUGGAGGGGCACAAAGUCCAAGCAAACCUUCUGUUGUAUCAGAACCUAAACAACCAAGUACCGGAAAAGCAGGUGCCAGUCAGAUUGACAAGUCACCAAAGGAACCAUCAAAAGAAGAGCCAAAGGCUAAAUCUGAUGACAAAUCAUUGUCCACUAAGGCAGCUGGUGCAGCUGCUACCACAGCUGGAGCAGCUGUUGCUGCUGCUGGCUUGACUUCUGCAGAGAGUAAAGAAAAUAAAUUGGCAGCCACAACUCCAGCUGCAGCAGGAACAGACAGUAAAUCAUCUGAAAAGUCUGCCUUAGAUGAUUUAAUAGAUUCACUGGGAAGUCCUGAAGAAAAUGAGCCACCAAGUCCUGCAUAUACUGGACCACAUGUUUUGGACCCAAUGUCGUCCUUGAACAUAGAAGAGCUUGGCAUACGAGAGGGCACCAUUCCUCCAGAGUAUAGGAAACUAUUGGAGGGAGAUGGCAAAGUAGUGCCCCCACCAGCAGCAAAGGGAGAAUCUCAGCCAACUAUGACAGAUGAUGACCUUGCAGAUGCUCUGUCAUCUGAUUUUACUUGCAGUGCUGUCCCAAGUGCUGGAGACGAGAAAGCCACACCAGAAGAGAAGCCUGCAGGAGACAGUGAUCUUGUGCAAGCGCAGUCUACAAAUUUGGUCAGCAGUUCAGCUCCUCCUAAAGAGAAGAAACCAAAGCUGGAAGAGGAGGAAAUUAGCAGCAGUGCCCUGGAUGCUCUCGUAGAUACUCUUGGCAUGCCAGAACCAGAGCCUGAAGUAGACAUCAGCUCCAUCGUGGAAGUUGAAGAGCCAAAAGCCAAAGAAAAGAAAGAAAAAAAGCCUGGUGAACAAGAUGAUGCCAUUCCUCCAGAGUACAGGUUAAAACCAGCCACGGAUAAAGAUGGGAAGCCCUUGUUGCCAAAACCUGAAGAAAAACCUAAGCCUAUUAGUGAAUCUGACCUAGCCGAUGAAUUUUCCAAAGAUUUUGUCUGUCCUGCUCCUCCUGCAGAAAAAUCAGAACCAUCUGAACCUACUGAUGUGACUAAGAAACCUGCAGCUGCUGAAACCCCAAAAGGGCCUAGUGAAAAAGUGGAUGGUUCUGCUGCUGUUCCUCCAGUGCAAUCUUCUGCUGCAUCAGUAGUUUCUCCACCUUCAUCAGCUGAACCCAAAAUACCUCCUAAAGAAGAGGUGAUAUCCACAACUCAUGUUUCUUCUGUUCAGUCUUCAGCUCCAUUGGCAACUUCUCCAAGUGGACAUGUACCUGAUGAUGUGUUGGAAGCCUUAUCUGGAAGUCUAGGGGGGAAAGAGCCUGAUCCAGAAGAAAAAAAGCCGGCUGUGGAUAAAGUGAAGGAAAAAGCAAAACAAAAAGAACAUGAGAAACUUGGAGAAGAUGAAGAAACCAUCCCCCCUGAUUAUAGACUAGUUGAAGCAAAGGAUAAAGAUGGGAAGCCUCUUUUACCAAAACAUGAAGAAAAAUCUCAACCCAUCAGUGAAAGUGAGCUUCUUGAUGCCUUGUCAGAAGAUUUUUCUUGUUCUUCAGCACCGACAUCAAAGGCUGAACCUCAAAAACCUACCGCUGUUAGCGAGACUCCCUCUAAAGAAAUUGUUUCUUCUGCCUCGGCUUCUGCAGUGCAUUCAUCAGCUCCACCAGCAGCAGCCGCCCCAGGUGGGAAAGAACUUGAUGAUGCUGCAGAUCUUCUGGCAGACUCACUGGGGCAAAGAGAACCUGACCCAGAUGAAAAUAAACCAGUUGUGGAUAAAGUAAAGGAAAAGGCUAAAUCUGAACAUAAAGACAAACUUGGGGAGAGAGAUGAUACAAUCCCUCCUGAAUAUAGGCAUCUUCUGGACUCAGAUGAGAAGGGCAAGCCUAUGAAGCCAACAGGCAAGGAUGGCGAGAAACCCAAAGAACAAAAGAAGCCAGCUGAUGACUCAGCAGCUAUUGAUGCACUUUCUGGAGACUUUGAUAGUUGUGGGAAACCUCCUGUAUCUCAGCAGCCACCAACAAAGGGUGAAAAAGCAAAAGAUACUGCCACAUCUAAAUCAGUUACAAAGGAUGAAAAGAAACCUAAAGGUUCCAAAAAGGCAAAGGAGCAGUCUUCCAGUGCAAAAUCUGAAAAACAAAAAAAAAGUUAAAUGUCACUGGGCUUUCCAUCACUAGUACAAAAACUUCACUUUGAUGGUGGAUAGCUGCACUUGAACACCAAAAAGCUAUUCUGCAGAAGCAAGAUUAUUUCCUGGGUGGUUUUGGUAUUUGUGGUAUUUGGAUAUUUUGCCAUGCCAGGCAUACAUUUUGCUAUUUUCAUGGAUAAACUAACUUUUUCUAGUCAUUUUACUGUCUUUAUUUUGUCAUUUUUCUUCAGUUCUGAGAGGGAAGGGAUGCUUUAUAUUUGUAAGAAAUGUACUUCCUAUGAAUAGCAAUGCAAAAAAGUCUGCAGUUUUGCACACAGUCUACACACAGUGCCUGUAAAUCUCAGCAGAAUUCACCAAAUCUGUGCUAACUUUUUUUUUUUUUUUUAGUCUAAUGGACGCAUUAAACAUGCUGGAAUGAAGUCUGGAUGUUAUGUUCCUUUGGGGGAGCAGUUAGUAAAGAGUGAAUGAUAAAUGCAAAAAUUAAAAGUGGGAGCAAAGCAGAAGCUGUUUCUCAUCCUCAGCUUCUAACUAUAUAGUACUGAAUAUGAACAGCACCAUUAGUAUUUUAAGUUUAAAUUUUGUAUCUCUGCCUUUGGUAUCCUUUUGCUGCCUCUGCUAACAGCUUCCAGGGGGGGAAAACUAACAGUGUAUCAGAAUUAUCAAAGAAGAAUGGUGGUACUACAGAAGAGCUGUAAUUCUGCAGUAUCUGUUUCACUCUCUGAUUGGCAUAACUGCACGGGCCAAGCCAGUGUCUCCUUCCUCCCACCUAAGGAAUUCAGAUGACCCAGCAGUUGUUUCCUGAUGUGUAUGCUCAUAGCACAGCUAAUUUGGAGGUGUUUUGUGAGUUCAUUCUGGAUGCAAUGCUUGUUCAAAUUUACAUACACACCCCAUGACAUUUACAGUAAGAGUGGCUAUGGCUUUAACAGCAGAUACGCUUUUGCACUUU
This is a messenger RNA of Gekko japonicus, 3755 nucleotides long. RefSeq names its product calpastatin (gene CAST). Bases 284 to 2812 code for a protein of 842 amino acids. Gene Ontology annotation, cellular component: cytoplasm. The transcript has 33 exons. NCBI's taxonomy places the organism in Eukaryota, Metazoa, Chordata, Lepidosauria, Squamata, Gekkonidae. The record is from RefSeq and is a predicted model, not a curated record. Gene Ontology annotation, molecular function: calcium-dependent cysteine-type endopeptidase inhibitor activity.